AUGUGGCUCUUCCGAGUCUUCUCGUCGGCCGUAUUCCUCACCGUUACGGUGUCGUCUAUACCCCUGGCUUUUGAUGUUGGUGGGAAGACCUGCGGUCUGGCCUUUUCGCUAUCCCUGGCCACGUUCUAUUUUCUGCUCUCGUUCUUACGCCUCAUCACACCCGAUCGCUCGUGGUUCCGCGCUUCGCUGGUGACUGUUAUCCGGUCCACGCAAUGGAUCCUAAUUCCGAUCCUGCUGAUCUGGUCUCUGAAUCGGUUUUCGGUCGAUGGCGACCAUAGCGGUGGCUGGGUGGAGCGCACCUUUAGUGGGAAGAGAGCACAGGACGGCUCGAUCCAGCAGUGGCUGUUCGGUCGCGAUGGUCUGGUGGAAUCAGUGACCCUGGGUAACUGGGAUCGUUUGCUGCGGUGGUCGACACCUGUUUUCCAACUGGCAGAGGGCUUCUGCAGUCUGCUAGUGAUUCAAGCCGCAGGCCAAAUCACUCGAUGGCUGGUAAAUCGUGGUGGUCGUAGCGACAGCUGGAUGAUCGGUCUCCUUGUCCUAUCCGCUACAGUGAUCUCCAGCUCGGUGUAUUUCCUCUGGCGUGUCCUUCAGUUCCCCGAGAUCUCCAACGUCGAUGCGGCUCUCAUCGGUGUUUCCGUGACCUGCGCUGUCAUCCUAUGCGCCUGGGGGAUUGGAAGUGGGCGUGGUAACCCGGUAGAAAGCUCUCUGCUGUUCGCCUACAUCGUCCUUUGCAUCUACCAAAUCUUCACCGAUUAUCAACCAUCGCGACCUGUGGAGCAGAUUCCGUCUCCCGCGCAAGUUAGCGACUUCCCUCCACUUCCACCGAUCAUUAUGGCCUCAUACUCCACUCUCCUGCACGCCCUGUCUCUUUUGCCUUCCAUAAUCCACGCCGCUUUCAAUGUGAUCACAGCUGUCUUCAGUGCAGUCACUCCGUCCGUCUUAAUUUCGCUUGCGUAUCGUCUCUGCGUAUUGUAUGCUUCGACCCGCAUCAUCCCCGCAGUUCGCGAAUCUGGAGCCCGUGCUUUGUCCCAGGAAGCGUCCCUUGAGGAUAGUGAUGCGGCCGGCCAAGUCCUGGGUUUCCUCAGCUACUUCUCCCCUACCAUCCUCAUCGCUGUUUACACAAGCCUCUUGAUGCAGCACUUCUCAUCUGCCUCACAAGCAAUGGGAGGAGUGGGCGAGUGGUGGAGACCCAGGGCGCCGGAGGAGGUAACCUCUGGCGAUGGAUCAAUCUCGCUUGCACCAUGGGGCUAUAUGCGAUUGAGCUUUGGCUGGGAGAGCAUGAUGAUCUUGAUAGUGGAUUGGCUGGGCAUUGGAAGACAGACUGAACAAAUUCCUAUGAAUAGGGAGUGA
Penicillium chermesinum is the source of this 1350-nucleotide messenger RNA. RefSeq names its product ICE2 family protein. The transcript has 2 exons. Gene Ontology annotation, biological process: septin ring assembly; endoplasmic reticulum inheritance. The record is from RefSeq and is a predicted model, not a curated record. NCBI's taxonomy places the organism in Eukaryota, Fungi, Ascomycota, Eurotiomycetes, Eurotiales, Aspergillaceae. The coding region runs from base 1 to 1350 and encodes 449 amino acids. Gene Ontology annotation, cellular component: endoplasmic reticulum membrane; perinuclear endoplasmic reticulum; cortical endoplasmic reticulum.